Penicillium robsamsonii is the source of this 576-nucleotide messenger RNA. RefSeq names its product CAZyme family CE10. Bases 1 to 576 code for a protein of 191 amino acids. The transcript has 4 exons. The record is from RefSeq and is a predicted model, not a curated record. Lineage: Eukaryota; Fungi; Ascomycota; Eurotiomycetes; Eurotiales; Aspergillaceae.
AUGGACCAUGGAAUUGAGAGGGACAUAAACCGAGCACGCGCUUCACGCUCAGUAGAUCCAGCGCAGGCGGUAAGCAGUGCCGUUCAGGUUACACGAGGAACUAUCGAAAAAGCGCUGGGCGUCGAGACUCGUGGGGAGAUAACGUUGACUGGAUUGGUGGUAUUUUACCCCAGUAUAGACUGGACACGAACGCGGAUUGAGCGUGAUGCUACGAAUUCUCUCGCUGCGCAGAAAUCAACGAACUCCCCUUCUAUGUAUAAGUUCUUUGACGAUUCCUAUCUUCUUGUUGCGGGACUGCUGAAACGGCCUAGUACGGGUCGAGUAGAUGUGUCGCGUCCUUAUCUUUCCCCUAGACUUGCACCUGCGUCUCUAUUACAUGCGGCGUAUCCACCUGCUGUGGCGAUUUAUACUUGUGGGUGGGAUCAGUUGCUUGGUGGGUUUGUUGAGGAAGGGAAGAUGGUGAGUGUAGGCGGGUCUGUAGUUGAGGAUGUUAUUCAUGUAUUUGAUAAGAAGCCGCUUUUUGGAGGGAAAAUAAACUGCGUGAGAGGAUGUAUGGAGAUGCUAUUAACCAGUUGA